Molecule: messenger RNA, 483 nt
Organism: Pelobates cultripes (western spadefoot toad)
Lineage: Eukaryota; Metazoa; Chordata; Amphibia; Anura; Pelobatidae
Source: the annotation of a GenBank genome assembly
AUGCCUUUUUUUCUUGCACCCAACCAGCCGAAGCGGAGAAAGAAAACCGGGGCCUACCCCACGCUGACACUACCAGGUCUGGAGGCGCUACUUACACAACAAGUAAGAAACUAUCCCCCCCGGAUCCCUACAGACGCCCACGCCCAAAUGCCAGCAAUGGGCCGCCGCUCCCAGAAAUCGGGGGCGUUGGACCACAGGGACAUAGAGACACUGUUCCACCGACCGGCACAGCCCAAAACUGCACCCGCGGAAAUCCCGCGACCAACCAACCACAACAACCCGGGAGAAGAAACAGGGUCUGACCGCUUACCGGCCGCCCAAUCGAGGCCGCAUGAAAUCCCCACUGACUCCACACCGACAACCAGGCAGGACCUAAAGGACUUCCACAAAAUUCUGGCGGCGGAACUCGCACCAAUAAAACAUGACAUGAAGGCCAUCACUGACCGAGUGCAGGCCUCAGAAACAGAUAUAGCGGAUAUGUGA